AUGUCGCAAGAAACUUCACAGCGCAACGCGCCGACACCGUCUGCGUCGCAAACAACAACGGUUGCGUCCACGUCACAGAACGCUCCGGAUCCCGCUCCGAGGAUACUGCGCCUUCGCGGACGGCACAAUGCCAACGGACGGUCGGUGCAAUGGGCCGAGGACGUGGUGGACAAUGAGGGCCUCGGCCGGAAGAGCUCCAAAGUAUGCUGCAUCUAUCACAAGCCGAAAGCCGUGGACGAAUCGAGCGACGAGUCCAGCUCCGACUCUUCUUCCUCUUCAGAUUCUGAAUCGGAUUACGAAGAAAGAAUGCGCCGGGGCAGAGGACGAAAUGGUAGCGGGCGCCAUGAGGAUGGCCAUCGCGAGGGAUGCGAUCACACUCAUGACCAUGGUCAUGGCAAGCCGAACGACAAGCAGAAACGACCACCAAGCCCGAAUGCAUACGAAAAGGUACCAAAACCAAAACGCAAAGAGGAGCCAGCCGAAAAGAAGCAGUGA
Beauveria bassiana ARSEF 2860 is the source of this 495-nucleotide messenger RNA. Its product is annotated as protein phosphatase inhibitor. Bases 1 to 495 code for a protein of 164 amino acids. Gene Ontology annotation, cellular component: nucleus. Gene Ontology annotation, molecular function: protein phosphatase 1 binding; protein serine/threonine phosphatase inhibitor activity. Lineage: Eukaryota; Fungi; Ascomycota; Sordariomycetes; Hypocreales; Cordycipitaceae. The transcript is spliced from 2 exons. The record is from RefSeq and is a predicted model, not a curated record.